AUGGCCCAGCCUGCUAUCUUUGGUUCUUUCCUCGGGUGGAAGAAGUACCCGACCCCAAUUGUCAAGCCCCUGUGGCCCUUCAUGGUCGGCGCCGCCAUUACCUACUACGCCAUCGGCAAGGCCGCCGAUGUCAUGAUGGACACCGACGAGUUCAAGAACGAUCCUCGCAACCCCAAGCUCGCCAAGGGCCACUAA
Molecule: messenger RNA, 195 nt
Organism: Myxozyma melibiosi
Lineage: Eukaryota; Fungi; Ascomycota; Lipomycetes; Lipomycetales; Lipomycetaceae
Product: ATP synthase subunit J, mitochondrial
Exons: 4
Coding region: 1-195 (64 amino acids)
Biological process (GO): proton motive force-driven ATP synthesis
Molecular function (GO): proton-transporting ATP synthase activity, rotational mechanism
Source: RefSeq, a predicted model, not a curated record